This is a messenger RNA of Helicoverpa zea (corn earworm), 1073 nucleotides long. Its product is annotated as regucalcin-like. The transcript is spliced from 6 exons. Gene Ontology annotation, molecular function: gluconolactonase activity; calcium ion binding. The record is from RefSeq and is a predicted model, not a curated record. Lineage: Eukaryota; Metazoa; Arthropoda; Insecta; Lepidoptera; Noctuidae. Bases 1 to 1032 code for a protein of 343 amino acids. Gene Ontology annotation, biological process: L-ascorbic acid biosynthetic process.
AUGUUUUUAAUAAUAUCAAUGGUUUCUAUGUUGUAUUAUUCUAUCGUCGCCGAUAACCAAGAGACGCAGGAAUCGCAACAUUAUUAUAGAAUUUCUAUGGUAUCGUCUCAUGAAAACCCCGGCAGCCCCGCGUUAUUCAUACACGGCGAGAGUCCCGUGUGGGAUCCGGAACUACAGAGCUUGUACUUCGUCGACGUGCGUGAGAACAACGUGCAUCGGCUAGACUACGUGUCCGGGAAGAUUUAUACUAAGCAUAUAAGUUACGGAGAAGUGAACGUGGUAUCCCUAGUGACUGGGUCCCACCGGCUGCUAGUCGCCGUGCGUUCCUCCCUAUACCUGAUGGACUGGGCCAUCGCUGGAGACGCGGCGUUGAGACUGCUCACUACUAUGGACAUAGGACUGCCUGAUAACGUCAUCAAUGAGGGGAAGCCCGAUGCUGAAGGGAGAUUUUGGGCAGGAACGAAAGGCCCCCAAACUGGCGACGACGUGAUCCCCGACAAGGCGACAUUCUACAGCUUAGAACAAGAGAGUUUCACCCGGCCGCGCAUACAGCUGCGCCCCGUGUCCAUCUCCAACGGCAUCGUGUGGUCGCUCAACAAUACCGUGCUGUAUUACAUCGACUCGCCCACGCAGAAGAUUGAGGCCUUCGACUUUGAUUUGCAGAGAGGAGACUUGUCUGGUCGCAGGACGGUGAUAGACAUAUCAGCACACGGCUACGAGGACGCCAUACCUGACGGCAUGACGAUAGACAGCCAUGGAAACCUGUGGAUCGCGCUCAUGUUCGGAGGCACUGUAUUACACGUAGACCCAGACACGAGACAAAUAGUGUUCGGCUACAAACUUCCAGUGUCCCGAGUGACCUCUCUCUGCUGGGGAGGGCCCAACCUAGACGAACUCUUUGUAACGACGGCCAGAGACAAUGUAGACGCCGUGCACGAGCCGCUGGGAGGCGCCAUCUUUACGAUACGCGGGACCGGCAGCCGCGGCGUCGAACCUCACAUGUUUAGAUUCGAUAACGCUGAUUUUUAUUGAUCAAAUUGUAUUUAAGAUUAAAUUAAAUUUAUAUAAAGUAA